Messenger RNA from Cariama cristata (Red-legged seriema), 1108 nucleotides. RefSeq names its product transient receptor potential cation channel, subfamily V, member 4 (gene TRPV4). The annotation marks the transcript as partial. The transcript has 8 exons. Lineage: Eukaryota; Metazoa; Chordata; Aves; Cariamiformes; Cariamidae. Gene Ontology annotation, cellular component: membrane; cilium. Gene Ontology annotation, biological process: osmosensory signaling pathway; calcium ion import across plasma membrane; actin filament organization. The record is from RefSeq and is a predicted model, not a curated record. Gene Ontology annotation, molecular function: calcium channel activity.
GCCGUGGAGCCCAUCAACGAGCUGCUGCGUGACAAGUGGCGCAAGUUUGGGGCCGUCUCCUUCUACAUCAGCGUGGUCUCCUACCUCUGCGCCAUGGUCAUCUUCACCCUCAUCGCCUACUACCGCCCCAUGGAAGGCCCCCCCCCCUACCCGUACACCACGACCGUUGACUACCUGCGCCUGGCCGGGGAGAUCAUCACCCUUCUCACCGGCAUCCUCUUCUUCUUCACAAAUAUCAAAGAUCUGUUCAUGAAGAAGUGCCCAGGCGUGAACUCCUUCUUCAUAGACGGCUCCUUCCAGCUGCUCUACUUCAUCUACUCGGUGCUGGUGAUCAUCACAGCGGGGCUGUACCUGGGCGGCAUCGAGGCGUACUUGGCCGUCAUGGUCUUCGCGCUGGUCCUGGGCUGGAUGAACGCCCUGUACUUCACCCGGGGGCUCAAGCUGACGGGGACCUACAGCAUCAUGAUCCAGAAGAUCCUCUUCAAAGACCUUUUCCGCUUCCUCCUGGUCUACUUGCUCUUCAUGAUCGGCUACGCGUCAGCUCUGGUGUCCCUCCUCAACCCGUGUCCCAGCAGCGAGUCCUGCGAGAAGGAGCAGUCCAACUGCACGGUGCCCACCUACCCCUCUUGCCGGGACAGCCAGACCUUCAGCACCUUCCUACUCGACCUCUUCAAGCUCACCAUCGGCAUGGGUGACCUGGAAAUGCUCGAAAGCGCCAAGUACCCCGGCGUCUUCAUCAUCCUCCUCGUCACCUACAUCAUCCUCACCUUCGUGCUCCUCCUCAACAUGCUCAUCGCCCUCAUGGGUGAGACCGUGGGCCAAGUCUCCAAGGAGAGCAAGCACAUCUGGAAACUGCAGUGGGCCACCACCAUCCUGGACAUCGAGCGCUCCUUCCCAGUGUUUCUGCGGAAAGCCUUCCGCUCGGGGGAGAUGGUCACCGUGGGGAAGGGCACCGACGGGACGCCCGACCGCCGCUGGUGCUUCAGGGUGGAUGAGGUGAACUGGUCCCACUGGAACCAGAAUCUGGGCAUCAUCAGUGAGGACCCAGGCAAGAGCGACACGUACCAGUACUAUGGCUUCUCCCACACUGUGGGCCGGCUGCGGAGAG